UACAUUCAAGUUUAAGAAGGAAGGAGAUGGAGAUUCCUAUAAUAGAUUUUGAUGAACUCCAUGGUGAGAAAAGGAGUAAGACAAUGGCACUUCUGCACCAGGCUUGUGAGAAAUGGGGCUUCUUUCAGGUUGAGAACCAUGGAAUUGACAAGAAGUUGAUGGAGAAGGUGAAGCAGUUAGUGAAUUUACACUACGAUGAAAAUUUGAAGCAAAGCUUCUAUGAAUCUGAGGUAGCUAAGAGCUUGAAGCAUAAAGAAAGUACCUCAGAUGUAGACUGGGAAACUACCUUUUUCAUCUGGCACCGCCCAACAUCUAACAUCAAUGAAAUUCCAAACCUCUCAGAAGAUCUUCGAAAGACAAUGGACGAAUACAUUGCUGAACUGAUUAAACUUGCAGAAAAGCUUUCUGAGCUCAUGUCUGAGAAUCUUGGUUUAGAGAAAACUUACCUAAAGGAAGCAUUCUCAGGGAAUAAAGGUCCUUCUGUGGGAACAAAAGUAGCUAAAUACCCUGAGUGUCCUCAUCCAGAGCUUGUAAGAGGACUUCGGGAACACACUGAUGCUGGUGGAAUCAUACUCUUGCUCCAAGAUGACCAGGUCCCUGGUCUUGAAUUCCUAAAAGAUGGAGAAUGGGUCCAGAUUCCACCAUCAAAGAACAACACCAUUUUUAUAAACACAGGUGAUCAAGUGGAGGUACUUAGUAAUGGCAGGUAUAAAAGUAUUCUGCACCGUGUCAUGACAGACAAGAUUGGAAGCAGACUCUCUAUCGCGACCUUUUAUAAUCCAGCUGGUGAUGCCCUCAUUUCUCCGGCUCCCAGACUCUUAUAUCCAACUCAAUAUCGAUUCCAAGAUUACCUGAAGCUUUAUUCCACCACAAAGUUUUCGCCAAAGGACCCAAGAUUUGAGGCCAUGAAAACAAUGGCUAAUGGACACCUUGUCUAAGGGUAACCUAUUAUUUGGUUACACAUAUUGUUCACAUAAAGUUUGUUUGUCAACUAUGUUGUGAUGUUUUCUAGAUUAAACCUAUGCAAUAUUAUUUUUCCAGCAAGCAAGAAUAUGAGAUGAUGUUUCUAUAACUCCAAAAAUAUAUAGAAUAAUACUGU
This is a messenger RNA of Rubroshorea leprosula, 1099 nucleotides long. The record is from the annotation of a GenBank genome assembly. Lineage: Eukaryota; Viridiplantae; Streptophyta; Magnoliopsida; Malvales; Dipterocarpaceae.